Molecule: messenger RNA, 1205 nt
Organism: Paramuricea clavata
Lineage: Eukaryota; Metazoa; Cnidaria; Anthozoa; Malacalcyonacea; Plexauridae
Source: the annotation of a GenBank genome assembly
AUGCAACAGAUACGCAUCAGAGAUCGAUUAAAAUCGCGAAGUAAAUCGAAUAUUCUCGCCAGAGUAAUGUAUAAACGAGUACGAAAUCAUGUGGUCAAACUCAUUAACAAUGCUAAGUCUAACUACUUUAUACAACAAAUUAUGGAGAAUAAAGACAAUGUCAAAAACCUUUGGAAAGUUCUAAAGCGUGUUGUACCAAUUACGCCGUUACAAUUACAACCACAGCAAAUUGAAGUAGAUGGUAGGUUUAUAUCAGAUCCGGUAGAAAUCUCAAAUGCUUUUAACCAAUAUUUUACAUCACUUCCACAAUCUAUAAACUUGAAUAUAAGGGCAGAUAACCCUGAGAUGACUGCUCAUUUCGAUGAUUUACUCCAUGAAUUUAUAGUGACCCGUUCAAGCAAUUCUCCACCUCUCUUUGAAAUUCCACCGAUCCACUUGAUAUUAAAACUAUCCCUUCUAACAAAGCAACGGGCUUAGACGGAAUCAGCAUUCGCCUUUUAAAAGCAGCCUUACCAGCAAUAUCUUCAAGUUUGGUAAAUAUAUAUAAUGCCAGUAUCACAAGUGGGAUUUUCCCUGAUGAAUUCAAAAGAGCUAAAGUUACCCCCUGUCAUAAAAAAGAAUCGACCCACGAAAGAGGCAAUUUUCGGCCAAUCUCUGUUUUAUCUAUGCUCUCGAAACCACUUGAACGACAUGUUUCAUUAUCAUUCUGCGAGCACUUGAGAUCCCAUGAUCUGCUGUAUUUAAACCAGUCCGGGUUUAGAUCACAUCACUCGUGUGAAACUGCCCUUAUUAACAUAACUGACAAGUGGCUCAAAGCAAUGGAUGAUGGUGAACUUAUUGGGGCUGUCUUCAUGGAUUUUAGUAAGGCGUUUGAUUUAGUCAAUCAUGAUGUACUUCUAAGGAAACUUGCUAAAUACCAUAUUAGUCAACAGGCCUUGCAGUGGUUUACAUCCUAUUUAGAUGGUCGCUCUCAACAAUGUUCUGUAUUAGGAUCACUUUCAAGUUCUCUGAUGUUGGAACGAGGAGUUCCACAAGGAUCGAUAUUGGGACCCAUACUCUUUUCCAUAUAUAUAAAUGACCUGCCAAUGUCACUUGGAGAAGCUAACGCGGAUAUUUAUGCGGAUGAUACAACACUUUGGUCGAGUAGCAAGUCGUGUGAUGAAAUCCAGCAAACAUUACAAAACGCAUUGGACAUUACAGAAUAA